AUGCAGGUGCUGCUGGGAGCGGGCAUGCUCACGGCACUCAUUCUUCCCCGCCCCAUCGCCCUCGCCCUCACGGCUGCCGCCCUCCUGCCACCCAUUCUGCGCACUGCGCUGCACAGCUGGCGCUGGAGUCAUGCCAGGACGGGCGGUUCUGGGGGAGGUGCAUCUGUGGGGAAGGGGGAGGGGGGGAAGAAGGGGGAAGGGAAGGCGGAGGGGAAGGGAGAGGGCAAGAGGGAGGGGAACAAGGGGGAGGUUGGAGCUGAAAGUGAGGGGCUUCUGGGGGAGGUGUUAUUUGAGGCAGAUAAGACAAUGGCGAGUGGGAAGGAGAACGGAGACAGUGGGCGGCACGAGGCGGCAGGUUCUGGAAACGUGCUGUCUGUCAACGGGAUGGAUAUCUUCCAGGGCCGGAUGGCUGGCAAGAUGGACGGCGACUUUUGUCUGUUUCUGAUCGGAGCGAGGGCCAACAACCCUUUCCCCCUGGGUCCCGCGUUCGCUUCUAUUGGGGAGGUCUUCAAUCAAGCUGUGAGGGAGCUGGAGCAGGAGAGUGAGAGGUUUGGGUUCCUGGGUGGAGACCAUUAUGUGGGCACGGACGUGACACGGGGCUCGCAGACAAUCGCUGUCAUGUACUGGCGCUCCUACGACCACCUUGUUAAUUAUGCCAACGACCAGAACCUCGUGCAUGGCUCGGCAUGGAAGCGAAUGACUCAGCUUCUGAGGGAAGGUCCUGACAUCGGCGUGUGGCAUGAAUCAUAUGCAAUCAGCGCAGGGCAUAUUUCGUCCCCAGAUCCCCCCCUUCUUCCGUCUCCUUUCUCGGCUUGCCUCCAUCCGUAA
Messenger RNA from Closterium sp. Yama58-4, 828 nucleotides. The record is from the annotation of a GenBank genome assembly. Lineage: Eukaryota; Viridiplantae; Streptophyta; Zygnematophyceae; Desmidiales; Closteriaceae.